Molecule: messenger RNA, 1617 nt
Organism: Daldinia caldariorum
Lineage: Eukaryota; Fungi; Ascomycota; Sordariomycetes; Xylariales; Hypoxylaceae
Product: allantoinase
Exons: 2
Coding region: 1-1617 (538 amino acids)
Biological process (GO): purine nucleobase catabolic process
Cellular component (GO): cytoplasm
Molecular function (GO): allantoinase activity
Source: RefSeq, a predicted model, not a curated record
AUGACCGUCACUUCUAGAACAACUGCCGGACCCUUAACCGUCCUCGUGUCGACGAGGGCCGUUAUCACACUACCAGACGACACCCUCUUACUUACACCAGCUACUAUAUCCAUCUCUCCCGUCACUGGGAAGAUAGAAGCGAUUGUGCCUACUGUCCUGCCCAGAUCGUCGUUUCCACCGUCGACGACGUAUAUCAACUAUGGAUCCAAGCUGUUGAUUCCCGGACUUGUGGAUGCUCAUGUACACCUUAAUGAGCCAGGCCGGACGGAAUGGGAAGGAUUCAACACCGGCACCAGAGCAGCAGCUUCUGGUGGCGUAACCACCGUUGUCGACAUGCCUCUUAAUGCUAUCCCUCCAACCACCACUUUAGCGGGGUUUAAGGAGAAGCUAGCCGCCAGUCAGGGCCAAUGCUGGGUCGACGUGGGGUUUUACGGGGGAGUUAUCCCCGGAAACGCGGACGAACUUCUUCCUUUAGUAGACGCGGGCGUUCGCGGAUUUAAAGGCUUCCUAAUCGAGUCGGGUGUCGAAGAGUUUCCUGCCAUCUCGUCAACGGACAUUGAGCUUGCAAUGAAGACACUAAAUGGUACGCCGACAACCCUCAUGUUCCACGCCGAAAUGAUCCCUCCGAUUUCGGAUUCGGUUGGCGAUGCAGUACAAGUCUCCGAGCCUCCUCUAGCACCGCAUGGCGAGUUGAAAUCGUAUAGAACGUUCCUCGAGUCGCGACCCCCAUCCUUCGAAACUUACGCCAUAGACGAGAUCGUCUCUCUUGCACACCUCGCCCCUGAUCUACACCUACACAUCGUACACUUGUCUGCAACGCAAGCAAUCCCGAUCCUGAAGGCUGCUCGCAAGGUUGGAGUCAAUAUUACCGCCGAGACUUGUUUCCAUUAUCUAGGCUUGGCGGCUGAGGGCGUUGAGGAUGGCGAUUGCAGAUACAAAUGCUGCCCACCAAUCCGGGAGCAGCAAAACCAAGAUGGGCUUUGGGAAGAGCUCACAGCACCGGACUCAUGCAUUAAAACCAUCGUCUCUGACCAUUCGCCCUGUACUCCCGAGCUCAAGCUCCUUCCGUCUCAUCUCCAAACCAUCGAAGCUCCGCCAAUGCAUCAUUCCGAUUCAGGUAUUGAUAUGACGGCUGACUUGGCUGACGCUAAUGGAGGUAAAACCGCCGAUACGACGCAAAUUGCAAAGGGCGUAGGAGAUUUCUUUGCCGCUUGGGGCGGCAUCUCGUCGGUCGGACUCGGUUUACCCAUCCUUUACACAUCGGCCAAGCAGCGAGCGGCAGCGGGGAGCAAAUCGGCUCCUACGAUCACCGAUAUCGUGCGCCUAUGUUGUGCCGCCACAGCUAAGCAAGUCGGACUAUCGCAUCGCAAGGGUGCUCUCAAGGUCGGUAUGGAUGCGGAUAUUUGCGUAUUUGAUGAUACCGAGGAGUGGAUAUUACACUCGGGCGGUAUGCAUUGGAAGAACCGCUGCUCGCCGUGGGAGGGACACAAAUUCGUCGGCCGUGUCAAAGAGACUUGGCUCAGAGGCCAAAAAGUCUUUGAACAUGGAGGUAUUAAUGGUGGAUUCGUGACGGGUAAGCCGGUCGGUACGGCUAUUGUCGAGAAGAGAUUUGCCUAG